Messenger RNA from Tachyglossus aculeatus (Australian echidna), 1119 nucleotides. RefSeq names its product E2F transcription factor 3 (gene E2F3). NCBI's taxonomy places the organism in Eukaryota, Metazoa, Chordata, Mammalia, Monotremata, Tachyglossidae. The coding region runs from base 36 to 1058 and encodes 340 amino acids. The record is from RefSeq and is a predicted model, not a curated record. Gene Ontology annotation, biological process: regulation of transcription by RNA polymerase II. Gene Ontology annotation, molecular function: DNA-binding transcription factor activity, RNA polymerase II-specific; protein dimerization activity; RNA polymerase II cis-regulatory region sequence-specific DNA binding. Gene Ontology annotation, cellular component: RNA polymerase II transcription regulator complex. The transcript has 7 exons.
GUGCCCAGCCCAGCUCCUCAACCCGGCCUGCGGAAAUGCCCUUGCAGCAGCAGGCGAAGCGCAGGCUGGAGCUUGGAGAGAGCGGUCAUCAAUACCUCGCUGAUGGUUUAAAAACUCCCAAAGGCAAAGGAAGAGCUGCGAUAAGAAGUCCAGAUAGUCCAAAAACGCCCAAAUCUCCUUCGGAAAAAACCCGGUACGACACCUCUCUCGGGCUGCUCACGAAGAAGUUUAUUCAGCUGGUGAGCCAGUCCCCGGACGGGGUCCUGGAUCUUAACAAAGCCGCGGAGGUCCUCAAAGUGCAGAAGAGGCGGAUUUACGAUAUCACCAACGUGCUGGAAGGCAUCCAUCUCAUUAAGAAGAAAUCCAAAAACAACGUCCAGUGGAUGGGCUGCAGCCUCUCGGACGACGGCGGCCUGCUGGCUCAGUGUCAGGGUCUGUCCAAGGAGGUGAUGGAGCUCAGCCUGGAGGAGAAGAAGCUGGACGAACUCAUCCAGACCUGCACGCUGGACCUCAAACUGCUAACCGACGACUCGGAGAACCAGAGACUAGCGUACGUCACGUAUCAAGAUAUCCGAAAAAUCAGUGGCCUUACAGACCAGACCGUUAUAGUGGUGAAAGCCCCUCCGGAAACAAGACUCGAAGUGCCUGACCCGUUAGAGAACCUCCAGAUACACUUAUCCAGUACCCAAGGACCCAUCGAAGUCUACUUGUGCCCGGAAGAGAACGAAAUCCACAGUCCGGUCAAGUCCUACAAUCAAGACCAUAAUGGGAAUAUUCCUAAAUCUAGUUCCAAAGACGCGGCCUCAACCCACUCAGGACACGGAGAUUGUUCGAUUUCGAUGGCCGGCCUCUCUCCCUUGGCCUCUCCGACCAAUCUCCUCCAACAGACCGAGGACCAAAUCCCUUCCAACCUAGAAGGGCCCUUUGUGAACUUGCUGCCUCCCCUGCUGCAGGAAGACUACCUCCUAAGCCUCGGAGAGGAGGAGGGCAUCAGCGACCUCUUCGACGCUUACGAUUUGGAAAAGCUUCCCUUAGUGGAGGACUUCAUGUGCAGUUGAUCGUGGUGCCGUUCGUCCCCCUCCCUCUCCGUCUCAACCGUUGUUAUUUUUUUAAUCAUGA